Pyrus x bretschneideri (Chinese white pear) is the source of this 4518-nucleotide messenger RNA. RefSeq names its product pleiotropic drug resistance protein 3-like. Gene Ontology annotation, molecular function: ATP binding; ABC-type transporter activity; ATP hydrolysis activity. Lineage: Eukaryota; Viridiplantae; Streptophyta; Magnoliopsida; Rosales; Rosaceae. The transcript is spliced from 23 exons. The coding region runs from base 51 to 4364 and encodes 1437 amino acids. Gene Ontology annotation, cellular component: membrane. The record is from RefSeq and is a predicted model, not a curated record.
CUAACCUAAGCCUAUAGACCAAGAUUGCCUUGGGAUCGUUGGAAACCCUAAUGGAUUUGGCAGCGGAGAUAGGAAGAAGCGUAAGCUCCUCUUUCCAUCAACAUGCAUCAAGUUUCAGAAGCACUUCAGAUGUGAGAUCCAUCAACGACAACAACGACGAUGAAGUUGAGUUGCAGUGGGCUGCAAUCGAAAGAUUGCCAACGUUUGAACGUCUUACAACCUCGUUAUUUGAUUGUCGUAGGAGCAAUGCAGAUCAACAUGCUGAUGAACAAGGUAAGAGGGUGAUCGAUGUAACAAAGCUAGGGGCCCUAGAACGCCGGGUGUUCAUUGACAAACUUCUCAAGGAAAUUGAGGCAGAUAACCACCGUCUCUUACACAAACUCAAAGAAAGAAUAGACAGAGCGGGAUUACAAUUACCGACAGUGGAAGUUCGAUACCAAAAUUUGUUUGUAGAAGCAGAAUGCGAAGUAGUUCAAGGAAAACCCCUCCCCACACUAUGGACUGCGUUCAAAAGUAUAUUUUCUGCUAUGACACAGAUAGUUGGCUGCAAGCCUCAGGCAUCCAAAUUAGAAAUUCUCAAAGGUGUCAGUGGCAUCAUCAAGCCAUCAAGGCUGACUUUAUUGCUUGGCCCUCCAGGCUGUGGCAAAACCACUUUACUACAGGCACUUUCAGCAAAACUUAACCACUCUCUCAAGGUCCGAGGGGAAAUUACCUACAAUGGUUACAAGUUCAAUGAGUUUGUUCCUCAGAAGACAUCAGCUUAUAUCAGCCAAUAUGACCUGCACAUUUCUGAGUUGACUGUGAGGGAAGCACUCGACUUCUCAGCGCGUUGUCAGGGUAUUGGUAACCGAGCAGAUAUAAUGAAAGAAGUCAGCAGAAGGGAGAAGCAAUCAGGAAUUGUCCCAGAGCCAGACAUUGACACUUAUAUGAAGGCCAUUUCAAUCGAAGGGUUGAAAAACUCUCUCCAAACAGACUAUAUAAUGAAGAUUCUUGGGCUAGAUAUUUGCGCUGAUACAAUCGUAGGCGAUGCAAUGCAACGAGGGAUUUCCGGCGGUCAAAAGAAAAGACUGACAACAGGGGAAAUGAUGAUUGGUCCGGCAAGAGCUUUCUUUAUGGAUGAGAUAUCAACAGGCUUAGACAGUUCCACUACUUUUAAGAUUGUUACUUGUUUGCAGCAAUUUACACACGUAACAGAAUCCACCAUUUUGGUAUCACUACUUCAGCCAACACCAGAGACAUUUUCUCUCUUCGAUGACAUUAUUUUAAUGGCAGAAGGAAAAAUUGUAUAUCACGGGCCUUGCAAAGACGUAGCAGAGUUCUUUGAGCACUGUGGUUUUCGUAGCCCCCCACGAAAAGGCAUUUCUGACUUCCUACAAGAGGUGGUUUCUCAAAAGGAUCAAGCAAAAUAUUGGUACCAUGAAGGCCAACCCUAUAGCUAUGUUAGUGUUGACAUGUUUGUAAAUAUGUCCAAGGACUUUCAUGCUGGAAAGACGCUAGAUGAGGAACUUUGCAAGCCUUUCGACAAAUCUGAGCACCACAAAAUUGCUUUAUCAUUCAACUUCUACUCAUUAACAAAAUGUGAACUAUUAAAAGCAUGCACGGCUAGAGAAUGGCUUCUUAUGAAACGUAACUCAUUUAUUCAUGUAUUCAAGUCGGUGCAGCUUGUAAUCGUUGCGCUGGUCACAAUGACAGUGUUUUUACGCACACGGAUGGAUAUUGACGAGGUGCAUGCAAAGUACUACAUGGGUUCUUUGUUUUAUGCUCUCAUUAGACUGAUGACCAAUGGGGCUGCAGAGCUCUCAAUGACUGUCUCUAGACUUGCCGUCUUCUACAAGCAAAGAGAUUUCUAUUUUUAUCCUGCUUGGGCGUAUUCCAUUCCAGCUAUCAUUUUAAAGAUUCCAUUUUCAUUUUUGGAUGCUUUUCUUUGGACAUCUUUGACUUAUUACGUCAUCGGUUACAGUCCUGAGCCUGACAGGUUCUUCAAGCAGCUCCUUAUUUUAUUCCUUAUGCAUCAAGUAUCAAUAUCGUUGUUUCGUUUGAUUGCCUCAUUGGUUCGGACUCCUUCAGUAGCAGCAACCAUCGCUCUCUUCACUACAAUUGUAAUGUUUCUGUUUGGCGGCUUUGUGAUUCCGAGAUCUUCUCUGCCUGCUUGGUUGGAAUGGGGCUUUUGGAUUUCGCCUCUAACAUUUGGAGAAAUAAGUGUUUCAAUAAAUGAAUUCCAUGCUCCAAGGUGGAAAAAGAUUUUAUCUUCCAAUGUCACUAUAGGCCUGCAAGCACUAGAAAGCCGUGGUCUAAAUUUCGAUGACAAGUUUUAUUGGAUAUCAGUAGGAGCUUUACUUGGAUUUUGGAUGGUUUUUAACCUUGGUUUCACCUUUGCACUCAGUUUUUUGAAAUCUCCGGGAAGUUCUCGAAAAAUCAUCUCUCACGAAAGGUUCUCUAAGCUUAAGGGAAAAGGAAAUUUAGAUGCUUCCUUCCAAGAAAAAGAAUUAACUUGUGUAGAUACUCACACAACUUCUGCAGAACCUAUAAGAAUGGUCUUACCUUUUGAGCCCAUAAGCAUAUCGUUUGAAAAAGUGCAAUAUUUUGUUGAUACACCUAAGAAAUUAAAAGAUCAUGGUUUUUCUCCAAAAAGACUACAGCUUCUUCAAGAUGUAACCGGUGCAUUUAGACCUGGAGUUCUUACAGCUUUAAUGGGAGUUAGUGGAGCUGGAAAAACAACACUGAUGGAUGUCCUUUCCGGAAGAAAAACUGGUGGAAUCAUCGAAGGAGACAUCAGAAUUGGAGGGUACCCUAAAGUCCAAGAAACAUAUGCCAGAAUAUCCGGUUAUUGUGAGCAAAGUGACGUACACUCUCCACAUAUUACAGUCGAAGAAUCAAUAGCAUACUCAGCUUGGUUGCGCUUGCCCGUCCAGAUUGAUAGGCCUACUAGAUCUCAAUUUGUGAAAGAAGUUCUUCAAAUGAUAGAGCUUGACGAAGUCAAAGAUGAAUUAGUUGGCUCGCCUGGUGGUAGUGGGAUAUCGACAGAGCAACGAAAAAGACUUACAAUAGCGGUAGAGCUUGUUUCAAAUCCAUCCAUAAUAUUUAUGGACGAACCAACCUCGGGUUUAGAUGCUAGAGCAGCUGCUAUAGUCAUGAGAGUUGUGAAAAAUAUUGUUAGCACAAGGAGGACAGUUGUAUGCACUAUUCACCAGCCAAGUAUUGAUAUCUUCGAAGCAUUCGACGAGCUUAUUCUGAUGAAAAGAGGAGGACAAGUAAUAUACAACGGGGAGCUGGGUCGAAAUUCAAGUAAGCUUAUCGAAUACUUUGAGGCUAUUCCCGGUGCUCCAAAAAUCAAAGAGAAUUACAACCCAGCAACGUGGAUGUUAGAGGUCACCAGUUCUUCUGCAGAAGCUCAACUUGCCAUAGAUUUUGCUCAUCUCUACAAAGACUCACACCUAUGCCAGAGGAACAACCAACUAGUUAGAGAUCUCCAAAUUCCAGAACAAGGCUCAGAGGAACUACAUUUCUCUACUCGCUUUCCGCAAAAUGGGUGGGAGCAAUUCAAAGCAUGCUUAUGGAAGCGGCAUCUCACCUACUGGAGAAGUCCGAGAUACAACCUGGGGAGAUUGAUUUUUACUGCAGCAUGUUCUUUGUUAUUUGGAGCACUUCUUUGGCAGAAGGGACAGAAAAUAGAUGGUGAACAAGAUUUCUUCAACAUUCUAGGAGCAAUGUUCGUUUUACUUCAAUGCAUGGGAAUCGGCAACUGUUCCUCCGUUUUGCCAUUCGUAGCUACUGAGCGCAGUAUUGUAUACCGAGAAAGGUUUGCUGGAAUGUACUCUUCAUGGGCGUAUUCGUUUUCACAGGUGAUCGUGGAAAUUCCAUAUAUAGCGCUACAAGCAGCUUUAUUUUCGACGAUUACAUAUCCGGCUAUAAAUUUCCACUGGUCACUCUACAAAGCAUUUUGGUAUUUCUAUACUAUGUUUUGUACAUUGCUCUGGUUCAACUUCUUCGGUAUGCUGCUUGUUUCUUUGACCCCAACUUUUCAAGUGGCUUCAGUAUUGGCAAGUUUCUGCUACACUAUGUUCAAUUUGUUCUCAGGAUUCCUCAUACCUGGACCAAAAAUUCCUGCAUGGUGGAUUUGGGGUUACUGGAUUUGCCCUCUAGCCUGGUCCUUAAAAGGUGUUCUCACUUCGCAGUACGGCGAUCUGGAGAAGGAAAUAGUAGUACGUGGAGAGCAAAAGGCAAUUGGCGCUUUCUUAGAAAGUAUUUACGGGUAUAACUACAACGAUCUAGGAGUUGUAGCAGCUGUUCUUUUUGCAUUUCCACUAGUCUUUGCAUUAGUUUUUGCAGGUGCAACGGAAAAAUUAAACUUUCAGAGGAGGUAAUUAUAAUUAAUAACGUCUUCCAACCUACUGAAGUUGCAAUGCAUCCACAUACUGUAACCACUUCAGCUAAAGUCAGUGUUGAAGGAAUGGGAUCCCAGCUGCUUGGCCUCAUCAAGAUUAGUGAUUCUCUGUGUACAAAAACUUCUCUGUCUGA